AUGGACAGCAAGGUUUCGUGGGACAACAUGGUAAAGGCACACACACAGUGCACACACAGAGACACAGACUCUCACUUCAAAAGUAACAGAAGUAGCUAAGCCUUAAGCCGUCUCACUGUGGAUCUCAACAUAAUUCAGUAUACUAACCUCUCAUCUCACAUGUAUACAUUAGUCCUUCGGUGUAAACACAUGUACCCAACUCAACUUAUCUCUCUCCCUCCCUCUCCCCACAGGUCAUCAGGGUCAUCAGGGUCAUCAGGGUCCUCAGGGGGUGUGUGUGUGUGUGUGUGUGUGUGUGUGUGUGUGUGUGUGUGUGUGUGUGAUAGAGAGAGACAGGAUAGUGACUUAUUAGGCAUCUCUACUUUGUGUCUCUUUCAAUGUAUUCACAUGAAGUUGGAUCUGGGAUUUCAGUUUACCUUCUGAAUUGGCUGAAUUAAAAAGGAAUUGACCCCAAUCCCGAUUCACAUGUACACAACCCCCCUCCCCCCAGGCCAGGCAGGCUCGUGUCUGCAAGUCUUCAGCACCAUGCCCAUCUCCUACUGCAACACAGGCACCUGUGACCACGCCAGCCGCAACGACAAGUCCUACUGGCUCUCCACCACUGCGGCCAUGCCCGUGAUGCCCGUGUCGGGCCGCGACAUCCUCGCCCACAUCAGCAGCUGUGCCGUGUGUGAGACGCCCUCGAAGCCAAGAUCACAUCGCCCCCAGCUGUCCCCCCCCCCCCGAGUUUGUGGAGGGGAUCUCUGCAUGUGUGUAUGACUUUAUUGUGUGCAAAGCUGUGUGUUGAUGUUUUAAUGUAUGUGUGUGUGUGUUAUCUAUAUACAGUAGGAGUGUGUGUAUAUGACUGUGUAUUGCUCACACUAUCCUCUCCGCACUCUGGAGCAGACGGCGAGGGCGGCGGUCAGUCUCGUGGAGUGGCACGUGCCAAUACUUUGCCAAUGUCUACAGCUUCUGGCUGACCCGCGUUACCCUAACCAAGCAGUUUGGCACCGCCCCCUUCCCUGGCGUGUGCAGCCAAUCAACAGCGCCAGCAGGUCAGCCGCUGCCACGUGUGUACCAAGGGCUGAACACCUUAUGUCACCUCCUAUUUAUUUUCUUUAUUGGAUGUUUAUUGGAUUGAGAGAGAUGGAGGUGAAAGAUAGGAGAGAGAGCGCUGAAAGAGCAGUGGGCCGGAUUUGAAACCCAUUCUGGCAGCCAUACAUCAUACAUGUGCUCCAGAGGCAGCGACGUAGAUCGCUAAACCACUCCAGGCCACGUCACCUCCUAUUUCAGUCAAGUUACCUCAUAUUAUGAUUACCAAACUUCCCCGACCCCUCUACAGUACAUCACUGCUAUUUUGGUUUUUCCCAAUGCUAUGCUAGCCCUGUCGGUUUCCCACUGUAGAGCCUUAUUUGUCAACUCGUCAGGGCUACCACCAUCAUCUACCAUUUGACCAUGGAGGCUAAUUUAACAAAACCAUAUUGUGGAUUGCUGUCUAUCCUUGUCGAUAGACUGCUUUCGAGGUAAGGAAACAAAUAUAUAAAGUGUGGAAGAUGAUGUCAUUUCGCUGGAUAAUCCUUUUAACUAACUUCUUGAUGGCGGGCAUUGGCCAGGUCAUAAGCACAAUGGUUAAGCACUGAUCAACCCGCAUUGAGCACCUCCCAGACCAGGAAGUGAAAGCGGACACUGGGAAAGUAGUAAUGUGAAUGCACUGGCUUUCUCAGAGAGUGCUCAACAGUGGAAAACCAGCUAUUCACUCUCACAACAACUACAGGCUAAUAGACACAGUAUGCCUUAAUCAGAAAUUAUCUUAACUUGUGUAGUUGAAAUAACCAGCAAUGUUAUAUUGUUGUAUCAAUACCCAUGUCAUAAUGUUAUAAUUUAUAUAAUUUACAAUACUGCUAUUACAGCUAUAAACAUACAUCAUAACUGUGUUAUAUACCUGUUUUUAGUUGUGCAAAAUGAAAUGACAAAUGAAAUAGUUCCAUUUUUUUGCUUGUGUCGGUGUAAAUAUCAAUUUUAUUUGUUGGUGCUGAUAACAGUGGUGCUCUUAUGGUUUUGAAUUUGCUAUCAAAUUGUGCUAUGAAAUGUUAGUAUUACAGAUAAGCAGAUGUUUUUAUUCUUUAAAAGUUUCAUCCACAAGAACAAAAAUCCCUUUGAAUCAUGUUCUCGUUUACAGGGACCUUUUCCAUUAACUUUACCAAGUGCCCUUUGAGUACUACAAUGUGGGUUACUAUUGAAAAACCAGAUGUAUCCAAAUAAAUCAGAGUAAACUGUGAAAACCAAAAGCCCAAUCACAUAUUUCACCAGGAGUCUGAGCUAUUCCACAGCAGGUUGAAGUUCAUAUUUAUUUCUCUCGACAACAGAACCCAUGUGACAGUCAGCAUACAGUACUUAUUUUUCUCAAACAUUUUUUUUCUUCUUCUUUUCCUUUAGAAAUAAGACAUAUGACUCCGACAGUGCUGUGCUCUCUCUACCCUUCACAGUGCUGUGCUCUCGCUACCCUUCACAGUGCUGUGCUCUCUCUACCCUUCACAGUGCUGUGCUCUCUCUACCCUUCACAGUGCUGUGCUCUCGCUACCCUUCACAGUGCUGUGCUCUCUCUACCCUUCACAGUGCUGUGCUCUCUCUACCCUUCACAGUGCACAUUUUCUAUACACACACAAAAGAGAUUGUACAUCGUUACACAUUUCUGACCUGCAUGGGGCAGAAAAGUUCACGUUUAAAACAAUCAUUUCAGAGUUGACCUGCAUACAGUGUAGCUUCGCACACAUUAACACACACUAACACACACUCACACACACAUACAGGUAUAAAGGACUCGGUGGGACCUCCGUGUUGAUUUCUCAAUGGAAGGGGUACUGCACUGGCUUAACCAGUUAUGUUGUUCAUGCUACUCCUAGGUUUCCUUUCCUCCAUUCCUAUAGGACUGCUGCUCACGUCUGCCAAUGAAUGA
Coregonus sp. 'balchen' is the source of this 2935-nucleotide messenger RNA. NCBI's taxonomy places the organism in Eukaryota, Metazoa, Chordata, Actinopteri, Salmoniformes, Salmonidae. The record is from the annotation of a GenBank genome assembly.